Molecule: messenger RNA, 1162 nt
Organism: Epinephelus lanceolatus (giant grouper)
Lineage: Eukaryota; Metazoa; Chordata; Actinopteri; Perciformes; Serranidae
Source: RefSeq, a predicted model, not a curated record
UAGGACUUCAAUUAAUUUCUUUAAUUUAGGUUAAAGUGGUUUGGAGUUACUCGCCGCACCAGGGAGGAGUAAGCCAGCAGAAUGAACGCCACAGAGGAAAAUCUGGUACUGAAGGAGAUGUGUGAGGAAAUAGCAGAGCUGAAUUUCAGCCUAAACCAGCAGAAGGACCUGAAUGCUAAGAUGAGGCAAUGGCUGGAUGCCUCAGAUGAUGAAAUGGCAAUGCUGCGUUCAGACAAUGCCAUCCUCAGGAAACAAAUGAAAGAUGCCUUUGAACCAGUGCUUUCAGGCUGUGGUCGGAAAACCUGUUUGUGUGUCUGCAGCCAGGAGAAGAUCAUCAGGGAAGCACAGCAGGUUGAAGCAGAGCCUUGCAGAGGUCUCCUGGCUGAUGACCUGGAAGCAAAGAAAUGCCUCGAAAAAAAGAUUCAGGAAUUGGAGAAGGAAUCCAACUCUUUGAAGGAACAGAAUAAGCAGCUAACUGCAGAGCUCAAGAGCCUUCAGCAGGAGAGGGACCGAGACAAGAUCACCUUGAGAAAGUCCAAGGCUGCACUUCAAGCCCUCGAGUGGGAAAUGGCAGAGGCUGAGUUAGGGCUGCAGGUUAGGGAUGAGGUUAUUCAUCAGAGAGACUUGCAGUUAAAAUACGCAAAGGAAACAGUAGAAGAGUGCUCCAACAUCAUAGAGGAUCUCAGGCUGACCAACCGGGCGCUGAAAGAGCAGUUGGAGGACAGACUGGAUGAGGCCUCACUUGCUACUGAGAAUGACCUGAUGGGAGGAAAGGAAGGACCACUCAGUCCCCCUCUGUCCUUUGCACUGGAGAUGAAGCUGCUGGCCUCAUCAGCUGAAGUGAAAACCAGCAUGUCAGACUCCACAGAUCUCAGAAAUGAGGAGGCUGAGAAGCUGCGGAAACCUCAAAGUCUCACAGUAGAACGUCAGACCAGAAGGUGUGCAGGUAUCUUGGAAACAGCCCUCCAGACAGCAGAAGUAUUUCUGCUGUCUGUCGUCGUUCUCACAGUUUUAGCCUUCGUAGCUUCAGGAAGCUGUUCAGGAAACUUUUUUCCCAUCAACAAGUUGUGGAGUGGUGCACGCCUGAUGUUACAGCCCUACUGCAGUGUGCAUUAUGGAGCAUUACCUCCUGUUUGAUCUGAAUGCUCUUAUAAACACAUUA